UCUUCUCCGUCCUUUUUAGUUUUCGUUCAGUGACCUUUUAGUUUGUUGAGACAAAUCGUCGUGUUAUUAGGGCUAUUAAGGCCUGGUGUUGGAGGAAAAUUGGGGCAAAAUAAGAGAGCACUAAGUGCAAUCAAUAAGAAUGUAAGAGGAGCUCCUCCAUUAGUACCCUGUGUUGUCAUUACUGAGAAGUUGGGUGCACAUAUCGUAUGAAAACAACAACAACAACCAGCAGUCGAGGCAGCAAAGUGGCCGCCAGUCCCAGUGGCACCAAACAGAAAUGAAUCAGAAGACUGCAUUAUUAUUGAUGCUGAAGAUUACAAGGCCACUGGUUAUUCUACCGUGCCAAUGUUUGUGCAACAUACAGAAGCAAUGAUGGAGGAAAUUGACACGAUGGAUGAGGAGAUAGAGAUGGAAGAUGUUGAACAUUUGUCAAUUGUUGAUUUGUUGACACAGACAGUUCUGAUAAAAAGAACUCACUUGCGGUGGUGGAAUACAUUGACGGUAUCUAUGCUUACUGCAAGAAGGCUGAGGUUGUCAAUUGCCGGAGUUAAGAUCGAUGGAUCAACACCCCUUCCUUACGGUGUACGCUUGGAGGAUACACUGGAAAGCAAUGAGGAAAAGAACGACGACUAUAAAGAUUUAACGCAAGGAAAUAGACAAGAAUAUUCUACAAGUACGCUCAACAAUAUUUUUAAUUGUCGGAGAUGAUGAUGGGUGGCUAAUGUUUUCAUUCCUGUUUUCCUCUUCUGGUGAGUUGUUGUUUUUUACUAUACUCUAAUUUUCCCUUUCUUUUUGUUUUAAUCAUUCACAUGACUCCUUAUUGAACAGUGCAAAUCCGUAAGCCGAAGUAGGUAAUACGAUUACGGUAAUUCGCUGGAAGUGACUAGCUGGAUUUUCAUUCACUUUCCUACUUUCAAAUCAAGUUUCUCCAUUUUGGCCCCAGCUUCUACUUGACAUAUGCUGUAUUUAUGAGCUUUGCAAAGUUCUCUCUCUUUUUUUUUUUAAAGAAAAAGUUGUUGAACCAUUUUUAUUUGGUUUUUCAUGUUCUUUUGGAUAGCUUCUAGAUGAAUUGUGUACAUGCAUGUCCAUAUUGGUAUCUUUGAUUUUGAAAAUAGAUGCAUACACAACACGUGCAUUUUUUGGGAUAUGAAAUUGCCAUAGAGUUUGUGUCAUUUAUGUGGUGUUUGCACUCCCAUUGAUGAUCUUAUAUUGUUUCUACUUUUCUCCCUGAACUGAGCUUUGUUUCUUAGUAGAAUUAGCAUUAAAACAUUGAGCUUGAGGAAUGUGAUAUUACAAAGAAAUGGGACCAUGUGUUCAUUAUUGUAUUUGAUAACUUUGAACAUUGAGUUUGACGAAUGUGAUAUUACAGUAGAAUAGUAGCAUGUGCUCUUUAUUGAACUUGGUGUUUGGAGAGUCAUCUCAUAUCAUAAACUUUGUCUCUAUAAUUGGUUUGAGCUUCCUUGAUUGGUUUGGUUGUUUUCUCUUUGUUAUUUUAAUUAUUUUGUUUAUUCAAAUCAGGUAAUAUUUUGUUGCUUAGUUGAUUAACAAUUGAAACAUUAUUGAGGUGAGCCACUCUUAUUUGCAAGGACCUCCAUUUGCUAAAACUAACGACUGCUUAGGGAAUGAAACAUGAGGCACAAACGAUAUGAAAGUUUUAAGAUAAAAGGAUUAAAAAAAAAUUGGUAGCAUCAAUUUAGAUGUUGACGAACUCACAAAAGAAGGGUUGUCCAAGUAUAUCGAUUGUCAAACAUGGAAGUGCUUUGUUACUAUAGAUGGUCCUACUUUGAUUGAGGUCCUGCUGAUUUUAGUUCUUUUCUAAGGGGCUGGAAGAUUUAACGCGUUAGCGAAGAUCAGAGAUAAGAGCGGUCUCUGUUUUUGGAUAGUUUCGCUGUUCUUUUUUACAUGCAUGGGUGUAUCAAUUAGGUAUUUAGUGAAUUUGAUAACCAACCUAAUUUCUCUGUAAACAGAUUCACCAAAGUGCUUAUUAUAUGCCUGAAGCCAUUGGAUAAAUACUUAAAACAUGACUACAUUACAAUUGACUGGUUAGAUUCAUCUCAAGGAGCAUGAUAUUUCAAUUUUGGGUUUAGAAAAACUUGAGGAAUUAAAUAUGGAAUGAUUACAACAUAUCCAAUGUAUCCCACAAGUGGAUCCCUACCUUGUGAAGGUAGAGAGGUUGUUUCCGGUUGAUCGUCGACUCAAGUAAGAUAUGGAAUGAUGGACACUUCAAACGAAAAUUGCUCUAACCCAAAUUUUUUCAACCUUCUCUUGCUCCUAAAUGAAAAAGAAUUUAUUUUUUGAAUUUGAUUAUUCCUCUGUGUGACAUAGUGAAUGCAGAAAAGUAUGCACUCUGAACUCACCAUACUUGAUGUUUGACAUGUAUACCUGACUAUUAAUAAGUUCCAUAGGUAACUAGGGGAAUCAGAAGGUUAGCUACUGUAAUAUGAAGACUUCAAGAACUUUAAGUCUAUAAAAGAUUCCAUGAGUAUAGCGAUACGUAGAUUGUUCUUGACUAGAUAUAUUUUUUCCACAAUGCAGACAUUGAUGAUAUUGCAACAACAAGAUCUUGCUAUUUUCAUGUUGGGACUAUGAAAUCUGAUGAAUAAUAUUAUUGAUUGAAGAGCAACCAAUAUUUCAGGACUAUGGAAUCCGACUUUAUAGAGUGGAAAGAAACAAGAUUAAAUAACUUUCUAUGUGCAUAAAAUUCUUUAUGUGCAAUUAGUUUGUAGUUUAAUCUUUUGUCAUUAACGCCAACUUCACCUUGCAAGCUUCCAUCAGUGCUGAAAAGACAACAUUGGAGCAGAAGAUGUAAGCAAGCUGAUGCGCCAUUUGGAUGAAAAAAACAAGCUUUAGGAAAGUGGUGCCUUCAUUUGGCAAUAAAACUCCCCCAAUGGUCAUGAAAGAGCUUCAUCCUGGAACAACUUGUGUUAUUAGCAGCAUUUGUUAACUACUAUGCACAGCUGCCAAAAUACAGAUUCCAACCCGUUGAAACAUAUCUCAUACAUAUGUUGGACCAUCUACAAUCUCACUGUUUUUGCCUUUUUAGCAAGCUCCCUUUAUAACUUUAUUCCGCAAAUAAAUGUAAUAUACUAUGAAGCAAAUUAUGUCAAUAUGUAGUUUAAUCAUGUCUCAUUAGUAAAAAGGCACGGGCGCGGCCCAUCUUGUAAUAAUAUUUAGAAACGACAGUUGGGUGUGUACGAACACUGCUCAAAUAUUUGUACGAAAAGCUGAGUAAAUUGUACCGUAAAAAUUAGAGAAAGUGUUGAAAUUA
Messenger RNA from Lycium barbarum (goji berry), 3268 nucleotides. RefSeq lists its product as uncharacterized. The coding region runs from base 346 to 708 and encodes 120 amino acids. The transcript is spliced from 8 exons. NCBI's taxonomy places the organism in Eukaryota, Viridiplantae, Streptophyta, Magnoliopsida, Solanales, Solanaceae. The record is from RefSeq and is a predicted model, not a curated record.